This is a messenger RNA of Tuber melanosporum (Perigord truffle), 1034 nucleotides long. RefSeq lists its product as uncharacterized. Bases 1 to 252 code for a protein of 83 amino acids. The transcript has a single exon. The record is from RefSeq and is a predicted model, not a curated record. Lineage: Eukaryota; Fungi; Ascomycota; Pezizomycetes; Pezizales; Tuberaceae.
AUGCAGCAACACCAUCGGUCUAGCUACAACCAUCAUCGUCAUCACAACCUUUCCAUUGGUUAUCCAUUGAAGCUCCAAUACUAUGAUACCAUCCCAUCCAUCCAUCCCUCCAAGGAAGUUCAUUGUUUCUCUCAUCAAUAUCUAUUCAGAGCAAUUCGAUUAAAACCUUCACCCACCCACCAUCGUGAGUAUACAUAUACCAUCAAGAUCCCUUGCCAACGCCUUUUUUCCUGGACGGCGCAAAACACAUAAAUGCCCCUCGCCGCCAGCUCAUUCUCCCAACCCCCUUUUCCAUAAUCUGUGCACCGGCAUUGGUCCUGGGUAUCAAUGUGCUGUGCUCGAGCUCAGUCUGUGCUCUCGGAUAGCCGACUAUCUGAUUCAUGGCGUUAGGCGGACCGCAAUGCACAAUCAGUGUCGGUGCUAUCAGAAAUCAGAAUGCAUAUGCGGAUGGAGGCCCCCGCACAUGACCUUCAAACUUCGGGGCUGAGCCUCGAGCUGUUGAAAAGGGUCCUUGGCGCCAAACUCUAUUGCAACCGUUGCUAUGGGAGCUCUACCUGAGCUCACCACCGCCGUCCCCAAUGAGUGCAGUCUUCCGCAGAAACAAUUGACGCUGAUGGAAUAUUUCUGCCGGUACUUGUCUUUACCCAUGAGAGAGAGAGAGAGAGAGACGCCUGCACAACAUCUCCCUGGUGCCGGCUUAAUAUGGGUUGAGAUAUUUCGCCAUAAAGGCUGGCUCGUUUCAGAGCUCCAUGACUCAGUUCGAGAUGCCGUGCGCGGUUGAAGAGCUGGAGAGAGCCAACCAAACCGGCAACCCGAACGGCAGGAUCUCUGGAUGCAUCUAUCUAGCAUUCAUCCGGCACGGGUGUCCUAUUUCCCUUGUGACACCUCGAACCUUUGACAAAGCAUGUCGCGAGUCCAGCAUGGUACAAGUACAGCAGUGAAUUUCCGUUAGCACCGCCAGUAUUGCUGGAUGCUGUGCCGACACCACCAAGGACCCUCCCCAAGCUUGAAGCACCCCGAAAACAGGGAUUAAA